Messenger RNA from Komagataella phaffii GS115, 654 nucleotides. RefSeq names its product Clathrin light chain. The transcript has a single exon. The record is from RefSeq and is a predicted model, not a curated record. The coding region runs from base 1 to 654 and encodes 217 amino acids. Gene Ontology annotation, biological process: intracellular protein transport; clathrin coat assembly; clathrin-dependent endocytosis. Gene Ontology annotation, cellular component: clathrin coat of trans-Golgi network vesicle; plasma membrane; clathrin coat of coated pit. Gene Ontology annotation, molecular function: clathrin heavy chain binding; structural molecule activity. NCBI's taxonomy places the organism in Eukaryota, Fungi, Ascomycota, Pichiomycetes, Pichiales, Pichiaceae.
AUGGCUGACAAGUUUCCAGAGUUGAAAGACGUCGACACCGGCGCAUCUUCCGGUGAAUCUCCUUCGCAAGGUGACUUUUUAAGUAGAGAAAAGGAACUUUUGGGCGAUGAAUUCACAACCGAGAGAGACCAAGAGUUGGCUGACGACAACGUGGACGAGUUCGACGAAUUUGAGAGCAACUUUCCCAAAGUAGAUGCUGAUCAAGAGGAGAGUAUUCCAGUAGAAGAUGCUCCCGAAGAAGAGGCACAUACUCCACUGCACAGCACUUUUGAUAAUUUGGACUUGAAGGAGAGCAAGCCAAUUCAAGAGUGGAAAGAGCGUACUGAAUUGGAGAUCUCCAAGAGAGAUGAGGUUGCUGCCAAGAAACACGAAGAGAUCAAAAAACAGGCUGAGAAGGAUGUGGAUGACUUUUAUGUCAACUAUAACGACAAGAAGGAGAAAUCUCUAAAGGCCACCAAGGAGGACGAGGAGAAGUUCAUUGCCAAGAGGGACAGUUUCUUCGACCAGGGAAGUGUGUGGGAUAGAACAGUAGAGCUGCUGAAGUUGAAGAAGAACAGUUCUUUUGGUGCUGAUGAAGCGGACAAGACUAGAUUUAAGGAGAUUUUGUUAUCUUUGAAGGGGAAGGAAAACGUCCCUGGAGCUGCUGGAUAUUGA